AUGUCUGAAUUCACAUCAGCGCUCCUCACGUCAUUUCCUCUGACCGUUCUCUUAUCCGGGUUAUUAGCGAUGGGCCUUUUGUCAUGGGUUCGCCCAAGCGGUCGGAUCUCUUUCUAUCACGCUAAAGACAAUAAACUUCUAUUGACCAAAGUCGGGAAAUCGGGCGUCCAAGAACAGACCUCCCUGGUGGAUGUCUGCCGAAGCGCGACUCCGGACACCUGUCAUCUCAAUCCGUUUUUGUUUAACGGCCACCUGCAGACCGGCUGGACCGUGUAUAAGCAUGACAAUGUCCCGGUGUACUAUAAGCGGAAGGUGUUUGAGUCUGAUACCCAGAUGCUCAUGGGACAAUAUGCGAUCGACUUUGUCGUAAAGCCGUAUGACAUGCCUCCCGAGGGUGAGCUGACCGACCAGGACAGGAAGUAUACACAACCCUCUGGUCUGCCCCCUCGUACAUCCUUUUAUUCCGAGGCGGAAUUCGCGAAUCUUCCUUCCGAUGACUCCAAGCCCAUGCUUGUGCUUCUGCAUGGCCUGAGCGGUGGUUCUCAUGAAUUAUACUUGCGACAUGUUCUGGCCCCCCUUGUUGAGGAUGGCUCUUGGGAAGCGUGUGUGGUGAACGCACGAGGUUGUGCGCAGUCUAAGAUCAGCACAGGUGUUCUAUACAAUGCACGGGCGACUUGGGAUGUCCGUCAGACUGUGAAAUGGCUUCGAAAGACCUUCCCCAACCGCCCGCUUUACGCGAUUGGCUUCUCACUUGGAGCUAAUAUUCUGGCCAAUUAUCUCGGAGAGGAAGGGGAGGAUUGUCAAAUCAAGGCAGCUGUGAUUUGCGCUAGUCCCUGGAACUUGGAUGUCAGUUCAGUCACGCUGCAGCAGACCUGGAUAGGCCGGGAAGUGUACAGCAAGACCAUGGGUACCAGUAUGAAAGCGCUUUUCGAACGACACGUUGAUCAAAUUUCUCACAACCCUCGUAUCGAUGUCGAAGCAGUGAGGAACAUCACCUACUUGCAUGAAUUUGACCGGGCCUUGCAAUGUCCGGCAUGGGGUUACCCUACCGAGGGCGCAUACUACCGUGACGCUGCAUCCACUGAUAUGAUGCUCAAUAUUCGCAUCCCAUUCAUGUGCCUCCAAGCAGAGGAUGAUCCUAUUGCUUCACGCGAGGCACUGCCAUUCCAUGAAAUGACUCAAACACCAUAUGGAGUCAUGGUGACCACUUCAUGGGGUGGCCAUCUAGGGUGGUUUGAAAUUGGUGGAUCUCGGUGGUUCGCUAAACCAGUGAACAACUUCUUAAAUAUGAUGGCAAAGGAAAUUGACCAUCAGAUUCCCGGUGUUGUUGAGAGCCCAGAGAAGUUGCCUGGCAAGAUUCCCAGCAUUCCCAGUUCGGAUAAAGAUGCAGACCUGGCGCCAAAGCCCGAGUACAGCGUUCUACGUCGGAGGAUGGACAUGAAGAUGACGCUGUAA
Messenger RNA from Penicillium longicatenatum, 1455 nucleotides. Its product is annotated as putative hydrolase, alpha/beta fold family. The transcript is spliced from 6 exons. Gene Ontology annotation, biological process: medium-chain fatty acid catabolic process; medium-chain fatty acid biosynthetic process. The coding region runs from base 1 to 1455 and encodes 484 amino acids. NCBI's taxonomy places the organism in Eukaryota, Fungi, Ascomycota, Eurotiomycetes, Eurotiales, Aspergillaceae. Gene Ontology annotation, molecular function: acetylesterase activity; monoacylglycerol lipase activity. The record is from RefSeq and is a predicted model, not a curated record.